Musa acuminata subsp. malaccensis (wild Malaysian banana) is the source of this 1343-nucleotide messenger RNA. RefSeq lists its product as uncharacterized. Lineage: Eukaryota; Viridiplantae; Streptophyta; Magnoliopsida; Zingiberales; Musaceae. The record is from RefSeq and is a predicted model, not a curated record. Gene Ontology annotation, cellular component: chloroplast envelope.
CUCUCAAACGGUCAUCGAAUCGGUUGAGGCUGUCUCAUCCACAAUCCUUGAUGUCAUCGCUGUGGUCCACAAGCGUCGAAACCCUGAAAUCAAUCUUGGUAGUAUUCUGGCGUAUCUAAGCCUCCCUUUCUGAUGGAUCUUACGAUGCACCUUGUGACGGCGUCCACUCCUCCAUCCUUUCCAAAACCCUAGGUGGAGUUCGCAUCACCGACGACGACGAUCCGAUGCGUGCACCUUGCGUGUCUCACCGGCUCUGAAGGCAGUGCAACCGAUCGAAAUCUCUGCCGGAAAGGAUGCCGAUUGCUGCCACCGCUGCGUGUGGUCCAAGUCCAUUGCGAGCUCUUCGUCCUCGUCGAGCUUGCCAGCUUCUCGUUUGCGCAAAUCGCGUAAAGUUCGCUCGUUUCGCUGUUUCUCCCACUUCUUGGGAACUUUUCUCGCCGCCCAGGCAUUCGGUGCCGCCGCACAAGGCCGCGAAUGCGUCAUCAGAUGCAUCUCGGUGGCGGACUGGGGCAUCCUUGUCCGGUGAAGGUGUUCAUCGGCGUCCAGACAGGGAGGCCCCGGGGCGGCAAAGCUUGGAUCACAUUCUUUGGGCUGCUGAAGUACUCUGCGUUGCACCUUCCGCUGUAUUUUCGAUCUGGUGUCUUGUGAGUUCCGUCCUUCCGGGUGCGUCCAAACCGUUCCAAGUAUUCCUGGGUAGCAAAGUUGUUUUUCAGUACAUUUUGUUGGUUGCGGCGGUGGCGAUUGGUAGUUUGAUUCGUUGGAGGCAAUGGCGGAGGAUUUAUAUGGGGAAUGAGACUGGAAUGAGUUUUGAUUUGAUUAGGAGGAUUGAAAAGGUGGAGGACGAUCUACGGAGUUCGGUCAAAAUAAUUAGGGUGCUGUCCAGGCAGCUUGAAAAGCUAGGAAUUAAGUUUAGGGUCACUAGGAAGACCUUGAAGGAGCCAAUUGCUGAGACCGCAGCUCUAUCACAAAAGAACUCCGAAGCUACUCGGGCACUAGCAAUGCAAGAAGAUAUUCUUGAGAAGGAGCUUAGUGAAAUUCAGAAGGUCUUGUUGGCCAUGCAGGAACAACAACAAAAGCAGCUCGAAUUGAUCCUUGCAAUCGGGAAGGCUGGGAGAUUAUUCGAUAGCAAGAGCGACUUCGUAGGACAAGGUAGAGCGGGAACUAAUAGCUCAGUUCCUGAAAAGAAAGAACAAAACAGCCAGCCAGGGUUCCAGUCAGAAAGACAUGCUGGGGAAGGCAAUGACAGCCUAAGUGCUGCACACCCGGAUUUUCUUUUGUAAGGCUUCAGGAAGACAUUUUUUCUUAACAUCGCAUUGGAGAAAACUAAAAUGAUUUCCUGUAAA